This is a messenger RNA of Hirundo rustica (Barn swallow), 1864 nucleotides long. It is a transcript of the gene LSM4, whose product is annotated as LSM4 homolog, U6 small nuclear RNA and mRNA degradation associated. The record is from RefSeq and is a predicted model, not a curated record. Gene Ontology annotation, biological process: P-body assembly; mRNA splicing, via spliceosome; spliceosomal snRNP assembly. Gene Ontology annotation, molecular function: U6 snRNA binding. Gene Ontology annotation, cellular component: spliceosomal tri-snRNP complex; P-body; U6 snRNP. The transcript is spliced from 5 exons. The coding region runs from base 68 to 484 and encodes 138 amino acids. Lineage: Eukaryota; Metazoa; Chordata; Aves; Passeriformes; Hirundinidae.
CCGCGCGGAGCCGGGGGCGGUUUGAGCGGCAGCGCCCGGCGCGGCGGCGGCUCCCGGGUCCGGCACGAUGCUCCCCCUGUCCUUGCUGAAGACGGCGCAGAACCACCCCAUGCUGGUGGAGCUGAAGAACGGGGAGACGUACAACGGGCACCUGGUGAGCUGCGACAACUGGAUGAACAUCAACCUGCGGGAGGUCAUCUGCACGUCGCGGGACGGGGACAAGUUCUGGAGGAUGCCGGAGUGCUACAUCCGCGGCAGCACCAUCAAAUACCUGCGGAUCCCCGACGAAAUCAUUGACAUGGUGAAGGAGGAGGUGGUGUCCAAGGGCAGGGGCCGCGGUGGGAUGCAGCAGCAGAAGCAGCAGAAGGGCCGUGGGGUUGGAGGAGCUGGAAGAGGUGUGUUUGGGGGCCGUGGCCGAGGAAUUCCCGGCAGUGGAAGAGGCCAGCAGGAAAAAAAGCCGGGCAGGCAAGCAGCCAAGCAGUGAGACGCCGGGGACAGUGUGGGUUUUGUCACCUCAGGGUUGCCACGUGUCCAAAACCCUUCCCUUUCCCCGCUCUUCCAUCAGAAUCGGAGCCCAAAUCAUGUUCCUUUGGAAGCCCCUCACGCUUUAAUCUGGUGGAGUUUUCGCUCCUUUGUAGUCAGUAAAUCAUUGGAAAUAUUUUUUAAAGAUUUCGUUCACGGUUAAGGGCCGAGGUUCUGCCUUCUCCUGAGAGUGAAUUUUUUUUUUCAGGCUCACCGGGUUUAAUUUGAAAUAUUUUCCUGUUCAGAGGUACCAGAAGGAAGGCAAACGCUUUCUGGAUUGCUUGGAUUUUUUUUUUUUUUUUUAAAGUACUUGAAACUCGGGAAACUUGUUUUUGUUUGUAACAGAUGUGUUUUGAACUUGAGGAUGUUGUGUCUGUACAUGAAUAGUCCUAAAGGUUUGGGGUUUUUUUUUUUAAAAAAAACCAACAAACUUUCAAGCUCUUGCUUUUCUUCUCCUGGCCAGCGAGUUCUGUUUCUCCAGUGGCUUCAAGGAGGGAUGAACAUCGGCCUUCAAGGCUUGUUCCCAGGAGAGCUUUGUGACAAAUGAGCGUUUCCCAAUUAGUUCAUUGCUAAUUUGACUUCAGAUUAGAAGUUUCCUUCAAAGGAACAGGGUUUUUGUUGUUGUUGUUGUUUUUGGUAUUUUUGGGGGUUUUUUUGCAUGAGGCUGGUGCGCCCCUUAUUCCUCAUGGGGGGGGAUUUUAAUUUUUUUUUAUUAUUAUUUUUUUGAAAAGCCAACUCGAUUUGAUUUACAUGGAUUUUUUUUCCCACCCCCCCCCCCCUCUCCCGCUUUGAAAACUCUCUCCCUCCUGCUCUGACAACACCGAGUCCUGAACUCUGACAAUUAUUUCUCAACCUAAUUUCUUCCAGUACCUGGUGAUUGACCUCGCUGUUUGUCCCUGUCACUUCCUUCCCCAGCCACCAAUUAUCCUCCCUUGGGGACACAGGUGAACGUGUCCCUCCUGUAGGUUCAGGAAACUCCUGGGAAUUCCCAGCUCGGCUUGCUCCAGUCUUCCAUCCCUUGAGCAAAACACACCCUCAGAAUAUCCUGGCUGAUCCCAGCGGAGCUCCUGCACCAGGGCACGGGGGGAAGAAACAGCUCUGGGUGUGCCUCAGCAUCCCCCGGAUGGGUGAAACAGCUGAAUUCUGGGGGAAAAAAUUGAUACUGCGACUUGUUUUGAGCAGGGUUUUGGGUUUGUACAAGUGGUUCUCAUGUUGGAGCCUCCGCCAUCGCCGCUGUACUGAAAAAGGAGUGAAGAACGUGCUUUUGUAGACUUUAUUUUUUUAAUGUUUGUAGAACUGGGCGCGCAAGCGGUGAGUGAGAAUAAAUCUCCGGCCUCUUCCA